CCCGACGUUAGCGCGCGCUUACAGCUCAAACCUUCCCUUAAGUGUUAGAGAGGUAGCUGCGUGCUGCACUUCUGCUGGCCAGCAACAAAGAACCUGAACGUUUAGAACGGUUCCCUUUUUUUAAACUCGGUGAUAACUCAAACCGCUGCCUUCAUUUUGACGGAGAAACGCUAGACUCGACACAAAAAGUUCUUCGUUUCAAUCUUCGCAUACUUAAAACUUAACAGUAACCAUGUUUGAGGCUCGCCUGGUCCAGGGAUCCAUCCUGAAGAAGGUGCUGGAGGCUCUGAAGGAUCUGAUCACAGAAGCCUGCUGGGACGUCAGCUCGUCUGGCAUCUCCCUGCAGAGCAUGGACUCUUCACAUGUCUCCCUGGUCCAGCUCACCCUGCGGCAUGACGGCUUCGACUCGUACCGCUGCGACAGAAACCUCGCCAUGGGAGUUAACCUCAGCAGUAUGUCAAAGAUCCUGAAGUGUGCAGGAAACGAAGACAUCAUCACCCUCAGAGCAGAAGACAAUGCAGACACACUCGCACUUGUGUUUGAGACUCUUAACCAGGAGAAAGUUUCAGAUUAUGAGAUGAAGUUGAUGGACCUUGAUGUGGAGCAGCUUGGUAUUCCAGAGCAGGAGUACAGCUGUGUGGUGAAGAUGCCCUCUGGGGAGUUUGCUCGUAUCUGCCGGGACCUGUCCCAGAUCGGUGAUGCCGUCAUGAUCUCUUGUGCCAAGGACGGAGUCAAGUUUUCUGCCUCAGGAGAACUGGGCACAGGAAAUGUCAAGCUGUCCCAGACCAGCAACGUAGACAAAGAGGACGAGGCAGUCACUAUUGAGAUGAAUGAACCCGUCCAGCUGAUCUUUGCUCUCAAUUACCUGAACUUCUUCACCAAGGCAACGCCGCUGUCCAAGACCGUCACCCUUAGCAUGUCCGCAGAUAUCCCUCUCGUGGUGGAGUACAAGAUUGCCGACAUGGGACACGUCAAAUACUACCUGGCACCCAAGAUUGACGAAGAAGCUUCCUAAGAAAUAUUACAACGGAUCAAAAAGAAUGGAGAAAAGCAGACAACCGUGACUUGUCCUGAAUGAUUGAAGAGCUGAGGUGAUCUUGUGGUGGUGGAUGAUCACUUUGUCUGGGGUUCUGAUCUCCUCUCCAAUAAGAUUCACAGCAGGAGGUGUAAUGUCAACGUUUAUAAACUGUCAUCUGUCCACCGCAUGAUGCCAUCUGUGUGAUGUGAUAAACCUUCUGUGCUUUGACUCUUUGUGUUCAAAGCCACUGGCGUUGGUUCAGAUGCCACCGGUGUAAAUUCCAGCACUUGUUUGCUCCACUUCUGUGUCUCUUGUUCUGUUUGCCUGUUAUGGGAAAGCAGAUUUCAAUUAUCCCAUUCCUUGUAGAUAAUGCAUUUGUAAAUACUUCCUGUGGUUUCACACUGUCAGACAACCCCAAAUGUUUUUGUAUUCAUUGAUUCAGUCCAAAAUAAAUGAUUACAUCUGUUCAU
Messenger RNA from Etheostoma cragini (Arkansas darter), 1488 nucleotides. RefSeq names its product proliferating cell nuclear antigen (gene pcna). Gene Ontology annotation, biological process: regulation of DNA replication; mismatch repair; leading strand elongation. Bases 233 to 1015 code for a protein of 260 amino acids. The transcript is spliced from 6 exons. Lineage: Eukaryota; Metazoa; Chordata; Actinopteri; Perciformes; Percidae. The record is from RefSeq and is a predicted model, not a curated record. Gene Ontology annotation, molecular function: DNA polymerase processivity factor activity; DNA binding. Gene Ontology annotation, cellular component: PCNA complex.